This is a messenger RNA of Dissoconium aciculare CBS 342.82, 456 nucleotides long. RefSeq lists its product as uncharacterized. The transcript has a single exon. Bases 1 to 456 code for a protein of 151 amino acids. NCBI's taxonomy places the organism in Eukaryota, Fungi, Ascomycota, Dothideomycetes, Mycosphaerellales, Dissoconiaceae. The record is from RefSeq and is a predicted model, not a curated record.
AUGUUGACCUGGCGUCCGCACCAGCCCCCUCUGCUUUUCUACCUCGUGGCUACACUCUCCAUAUCCGCCAUGGCUGCACAUGGCGAAAGUGUCGAGCCGCGCAAUCCCACGCAGCUUUGCCCACCUACAUGCUCCGGAAAGUUUGACCCUGAUUGGCGCUUUGUUACGCUGAAAAAAGGUCGUACGACCAAAGACCAUCAGGCGUACCUCGAGGAAAAGCAUAGCAAGUUCAAGCUCAGCGAUCCAGAUGUUAUCGUCACCGCACCUCUCGAGAAACAUACGGCGGAAAAGAUCAAAACCUUGCCCAAGACAGUGCAAGACAACUGGACCAAGACAGGGCCAACUUACUACGCUAAACACCUUUCACCCGACGAUCUCAAAAUCAUCUGCAGCGACGAAAAAAAUGUGUUAUCCGUCGCGUGCGUACUCAAGGCUGAUUACAGCAUAGAUGCCUAA